UGGACCUGCAAAUCAGUCCUUACUAGACCAGACUAAUGAUGUAAGGGAGCAGCUUACUCCUAAUUCUGAGGAUCCUGUAGUAACAAAGGAGCAACAGAAUAAGUGGCUUGUCCAUAAAAGAAGGAAAGGGAGAAUUUGUCGGAAAUGUGUAUCAGUAGUGCUGGACAAAGCAAUAGUGAACACAAACCUGAAGGAAGAGAAGACAGAAAGUUGUUCAAAGAAAGCUGCCCAUAAGAUGGGGAGGCAGCAGCAUUGUGCUGCUUCUAAAAGUACUUUGCAAAAAUAUUGUGUAUCACAGGUUAGACAGAAAAGGAGUAGCUCCUCAUCCUGUAAAAAAGAUAUUGCCCCAAAGAAAAAGCGUACAUGUUUCUUGCUAGAGCCUGAACUAAACAUUUCAAGCUCUUUGGAAACAAAAAAGAAAUCAAAGGAAAACCACCAAAAAACCUUGGUAAAAUCAGAACUUAAAAAUCUAAUAGAAAGGGAUGGGAGUUCAGCAAUAGUAGUAGAAUGUCAGGAAGCAGUGGAGGAAACCAAAAAGUGUUCUGUGUCAGAACCAGAACCCCUGCAGAAAUCAUGGUAUCUCAGAAAGACAAUUGGAUCAACUCAACCUGAGCAGGAGUCUUUCAGGAAUGAGGACAAAUCAUUGGGGAAGAACUGUAAAUUUUCUUUGGCAAACUUGAGGCUGGUGAAACCUCAGGGGAAAGAGCAAACCUUGCAGCAAAAGUGUAAAAGGUUUUCUAUGGAGCUGACUCAAACAAAAUCUUGUGAGGAUUUACAAGUUCUCAAACAAAACCAUGGAUGUUUAUUGAAAAGUGUAGUAGGUAUAGAAGGCAACAAAAAGUGCAGAAGCAUUGUGGAAAAGGAAAGGCAUGGGAUGGUAACCAGAGCUUUACUGAAAUCAAUGAUACAUGAAAAUAAUAGUGAGAAGCUACACUGGAAACAGGAAAAUCAUGUUGCUACAGAGAUUCCUCAAUUCAGGCAUGGGGUCCUGGAAAAGCAAAUGACUAUAGGACAGGUAGUAGAUUCUGCACCCACAGAAAGUCGAGUAAUUCCCAGGGUAACAGGCUGUAGUGAUAAACAAAUGCAAGGGAACGAUGAACUUGUGACUUCACGUGAACUAAAAAUAAAGAUCAAAACUUCUAGAAAGCAGAAAACAGAAGUUUCAGAUAUACCGUAUAAAAAGCUGACAGAGACUGAUCAAAACAUCUCUGAAGGUUGCAGUUUACCAAAAUUGCUAGAACAGUCUGAAUAUCUUCAAAAAACUAAAUUAGGUGAGACAGAAUACAAGGAUCCUGUAAGCUGUUGUCUUGGAAGGGAGGCUACAUUAUAUUGUGGUGAAAGUGAUUUUCCUGGUACAAACUGCAGAGGUCCACAACUUUUGGAUAUAAAAAUAACUGAAAAUCAAGUGGGAAAGGAUCCACUGGUAGUGUACCAGAAUGACAAACUCAGAUGUCUUACAAAGCUGAAUGAAAUUCCUUGCAGAGUAAUAAAAAACCCAGUAGUGAAAUUGCUUGACUGCAGGUACAUAAAGGCACUGUUAAAUCCUUCAAGUGACCAAACAAUUCAAAGUUAUAAACUUCAUUGUGAAUUCCCACAUGUUGCAUUGGAUCAAAAGAAGAAUCUGUGUCUUAACAAGGGUAUGGGACAGAAUGAUUUGAGUUGUAACUCUGACACGGGGCAAGCUGGAGGCUCACUGUCUCAAACUGUAUUGGUUGCAAAAGGCAUGUGCCAAAAGAAGAAGAUGUCCCCAAGGUUUCAAAAUGGAAAUAAGCGAUUUAGGCAUCUCGAGUUCCAAAAAAUCAGUAAAAGGAUGAAAAUCACUGAGGAUCUGGAAAAAUCAGCAAUCCAGGGAGUUAUUUCAAACAGGGAGCUCUACAAUGAAUACAAACCGCAAAGAGAUCCAAAUGCCACAACAGAUUCUUCAAUAAUUACAGAAGAACUGAAAUAUGACGAAACUGUUGCAUUACCUUCACUUGAUGUGCCUGAUUUCAUUCUUAAGAAACAUGCUCAAAAACAUCCAGAUCACCUUGUUACCUUGCCUGGUAAUAAACAGGAGAUCCAAUCACACUUUACCCCAUAUGAUGCAAUUGACUUUGAGAUGUCUGCUGCUAUUAUGGGAAAUGAUACUCUUGAGUCAAAGAGCUUGGAACCUCACACAGACUUCAGCAGUACAGUUAAAGAUGAUUCUGUAGUGGAGAUACAAGUUGAUGAAAGAAUCACCAACUAUGGCAAUAAUAUUGCUGGCUACAUGCAAGGAGGAAAACCAGCACCCAGAAGAAGAACAGUAAAUAAAACUGGGAAGAAACAACAGUUUAGCUGUCAAAGAAUAGUGCCAUUUUUAGGUAAAAGGAUUUGGCCUAUUGAGUCAUGUGCAAGGACCUCAUGGUUUUGUAAAAAUCACGUGUCUGGCUCAGAAUUUUUAAGAGGUACUGAUUCUUUUGCUAACACUAGCCAAGAAGAGCUAUGUAAGCCAUCAAUAGAUACUAGCAAAGUCCCUGCAAAUAAGACAAUGGAUUGUGAAACAGAACUUUCUGUCAAAAGCCCACUUGCAGAAUCUCAACUUGAUAAACACAAAACUGCCUCAGGUACUGGAAAUAAGAAUGCAGUUUCCUCUGCAGAUAUGGAAAGACGUGAACAGUGCCUACCUAGGUUGACUAAAAAGGCAAAGAAAUACAAAAUUACUUUGAAUUCAUCAGUUAAAUAUUCUAAAAAGGAAGAAAACAUGGUGAAAACAAAUGUUUCCCCAGGUACUCAGAAUGGCAUCUUUGUAGACAGUUGUAAAAGCAAGGCAAAGGCAUUGGUUUCUAAACAAGAGACUUCAGUUCCACAAGUACCGAAAACAUUAAGUAUGGGAAACCUGUCAAAUUUCAAAAUACCUCUACUUAAGAACACAAGUGUAUUGAGAAAGGGAAGAGAUCAUCACAGUACCCAGAGCGCUCUAGAGCAUAGUGCUUCUUCUGUAAAGAAAGACAGAAAUAAGGUUUCAUCUGAUUCUGAGCAUCUGUUCCACUCUGAUCAGAGUAGUGACAUUACUGUGGCUGCAGUGGAAGAACAUACGGACAAAUUUGACAGCAGUGUUGCUGGAAGUUUUCCAGAGGAGAGUAGUGUUUGUAAUAAAGAUCUGGCAACCUCUCUUGAAAGUGAUGUAGAAUUGUCAGCUUUGAAAGACAUUUCUAACUCUUUGAAUAUUGGAUAUACAAAGAAGCCAACUGAGAGUUCUGUUAUAUCAUCAGAAAGUUAUGGAGAUAAUUGGAAUAAUAUCUUGUCUCAGAACAAAGAUAAGCUGAGUACUGAUGUUCUUAAGGCUUAUGAAGAUGAUGCUCUUGUGAUUGAUGUAAUUCAGGAUGAUCCUGAUCUGUUUGGAAGUACUGAUGAACUAGAAGUCACAGAUUCAAAAGAACAUGUUACUGACUACUGUAAUAUCAUUUCCUCAGAAGGAAAGUUGAUGCUAAAGUCAGAGUCCUCUCCACUUCUAAGAAGCAACCUCUUGAAAUUCAGCCCUAGUGAGACUCAAGCACAUGAUACAUUGAAGUCCACCACAGAUGUUUCUGCUUCAUUGACAGAAGUUGAUGAAAAUAUACCCAAUUCCUUAAGCUUACCAAGAGGUACAACAGAGUUGUCUUUGAAGGAUGAACAGCUGACUGAAUUGAAGGCUCUUAGCAGGACCUCUGACUCAGAUGUAAAGAACAAAAUUUCAGAAGUGGCUACUGUAAAAGAAAAAGCAGAUAUUCAGGAAACUAAGGAAAUUGAGAAUGCUGAACAUCAACGUGCAAGCCUUGAUCAAAAGCCAGAGUUGUCCUUCCCUUCUGUGACUUCAGUUGCUCCCCAAUGGCAAGGCAUAGCAGCAAAACCGUGGUUGAAUGAUUUCAGAUUUUCCUGGAGAGGUUCUCUUAUGCCUUCAACAUAUCCCAACUGUUGUGGAUCUCUGAAAGUAGAAAAUAAUGCAGCAAUUUGUUUCGGGCUGAUUCUACCUCAUGGGUAUUGCAGGUCACAUUUCGGUACAUUGAAUGGCUGUAAUAGAUUAAAGUGCAGGUUUGCACAUGUUCCAGAAGCUGGGAGCGGAAAGCUCUGCAAUGAAAUACUUAAAAAAUAUAUAAGUAUUGGGGAAGUAGUUCUGCUACAACGUGCAGUCCACAUAUUUACAGAAUACUACAGAGAUAUUACUCAUGGGAUGCAGUUGGACUCUCAAACGCUAAAUGACUUGCUGAGAUCUUUGCUCCAGUACUGUUUGUUGAAAGAAUUAUUUAAUAUACUCCACACUUGCAUAUUGAUUAAAGUGCUGCCUGACGUAGAUGUUCUCCUCAAAGUGUUUGAAAGUGUGGCUUCCAUGAAAUUAAAAGAAGUAGUGCCUGAGUUAAUUACCAUCUCUUCUAAGCUUGCUGAUAUUGGAAUGGUUUUUGAAUAUGAGCAUUUUGGCUGUAUCUCAAAGUUCUUUAACCAACUGCAAGUUUCUGGUAAAGGAAUAGAUAUUUUUAUGUCCAGAUUUCAGGCAAGACAUUUCCCCACGAACAGCGUUUGCGACUUUCGUUCAGCAAUAGCAGAGUUUCAGCGUUGUAAAGAUAAAGGAGACUGGACUAAACUGGGAGUUUUGUUUGUUCAUGUGAGAAGAGGGAGUGAAAAAUUCAACUUUGAAAAGUGCUCGCUGUUUGUUGCUAACAUUCUAAUCAACACUGUGAAGGAAGACAGAUCAGGAGUUGCUUUUUGUGAAUUUGCAGCUGCAGUAAAUGCAAUGCCGCAGCGCAAUGAAGCAGACAAAACAUUACUGGGAAGAAUUGGAAUAAGUGUUUUAUAUGCUUACUAUGAAAUACAUGAGUGGCUAAAGGCCAGGAAGAUACUGGAUACACUUCAUGCUUUGCGGAUACAUUUCACUUACCUGAAGGGGCUUAUUGGUCGAGAGCGAUUUGCAUCACGAUGUGAAAUUGUCAAUGUUGCUGUGCAAGUCUUUCUGAACAGUGGGAGCCUAAGUGGAGCAGUGUGGAUACUGAAACAAUCCGGAUGGGUAAUCAACACGGUAGCAUGGCCUUGUGAUAAAAUGGAUGUCCUGAAAAGGCAUAACCUGCUCUGUACGAUAGCAUCUCAAUACAUGAUUAAAAACUCUUAUGCAGAAGCAUUUGAAGUCUUUCAAAAUCUUCCAGGCUUUCAGAAUUCUGGAGAUAGUCUGGAUGUUGCCCAGUACAGCCUUCUGUUUAACAAUCUUUUAAGAGCUAGUACGGAAAGUAAAAUCCUUGGAAUAUCUUCAGCUGUGAUAGAUUUUAUGCUUGCAAAGAACAUUCCUGUUGACUUUCAGAUACUUAGAGCAUUCAUCACAGAACUGGGAAGAAGUGAUCUUUGGCCUAAAGCAAGGACGUAUUAUAGAAGUGCAUUAGCAUUAGGUUGCUACCCACCACUGGAAGGAAAUCUAUACCAUAAGAACCUCCUGAUUCCAUCUUACGUAACCGAAAUUGAGAUGCUGUUAGCAAUUGAAGUAUUUUUGGUUUCAAACGCUAGUAGUAUACAGAGUCCUGGUGCUUCUAAUCAGAUACUUCAGAUAAUAUUGAAAAGAUGUAAAGGCAAAAGUGUACGAACCCAAGAUGAGUAUCAGAGUGCAGUGGAAAGGUUAUCUCAAGCCAUCCAAUUAGCUACACCAAAGCUUUCCUUAAAGCCUUUGACUGUAAAUGUUAACCAGGAGCAAGUUUAUAGUUUGGAACACAUAUGGGUACUUAAAUGGUUGAAAGAAAAUAUGAAGUGGGCGGGGAAAGUCUGGCUUUUUCAGUAGCCACUGGUAAAAACUUCAGUUAAAGUAAUCAUUGUUCAAAAUAAUUAAUAAAUAUUGUUUAUGUUG
This is a messenger RNA of Sphaerodactylus townsendi, 5821 nucleotides long. It is a transcript of the gene TOPAZ1, whose product is annotated as testis and ovary specific TOPAZ 1. The transcript has 20 exons. The record is from RefSeq and is a predicted model, not a curated record. The coding region runs from base 236 to 5755 and encodes 1839 amino acids. Gene Ontology annotation, biological process: spermatid development; spermatocyte division. NCBI's taxonomy places the organism in Eukaryota, Metazoa, Chordata, Lepidosauria, Squamata, Sphaerodactylidae.